Coffea arabica (coffee) is the source of this 2695-nucleotide messenger RNA. Its product is annotated as inactive protein kinase SELMODRAFT_444075. NCBI's taxonomy places the organism in Eukaryota, Viridiplantae, Streptophyta, Magnoliopsida, Gentianales, Rubiaceae. Gene Ontology annotation, biological process: protein phosphorylation. Gene Ontology annotation, molecular function: protein kinase activity; ATP binding. The record is from RefSeq and is a predicted model, not a curated record.
UGUAUAUGCAGGCUAAUCACAAUGUCAAGGGUGGGGCAUAUUGGACAAUAAUGCCAAUAAUGAUUUCUUGCUGCUGUUCCACUUAGAAAUAUGUGCAUUUUGGUAGUCCUCUUGUUUCUUUAUACAUGAAGAUAAACGGAUCGAGGCUAUGAUUUGUUCAGAGGAUUAAAUUAUAUUCAGUCUUGAAAGUUUAAAGCAGGAGAAAAGUUUUCAACUGAGAUAAUGAGUAAGGAUUUGACGAAGGGGAAGCUAGACAGAGACUCUGUAACUGAAAAAGUUGUGGUUGCUGUCAAGGCAUCAAAGGAAAUUCCAAAGACUGCUCUUGUGUGGGCUUUAACUCAUGUUGUUCAACCUGGAGAUUGCAUUACGCUCCUUGUGGUUGUUCCUUCACAAAAUCCGGGUAAAAAGCUAUGGGGGUUCCCACGAUUUGCAGGAGAUUGUGCCAGCGGCCACAGAAGGUCGCAUGCUGGGACUACUUCAGAACAGAAAUCCGACAUAACAGAUUCCUGCUCCCAGAUGAUCCUUCAGCUUCAUGAUGUUUAUGAUCCAAAUAAGAUAAAUGUCAAGAUUAAAAUUGUGGCUGGAUCCCCCUUUGGUUCGGUAGCUGCGGAAGCAAGGAGAACUCAAGCUAAUUGGGUUGUGCUGGACAAACACCUGAAACAUGAGGAGAAGCGGUGCAUGGAAGAACUACAGUGCAACAUAGUGGUUAUGAAGAGAUCUCAACCUAAGGUUCUCCGCCUAAAUUUAGUUGGAUCACCUAAAAAGGAACCUGAAGCCACUGGAGCAUCAUCAUCCAAGCUGGAUCAGUCGUCUGGAAAAGAAGAAGCCAACAAGAAUGAUUCAUUGAUAUCUACCCGAGGUCUUCUUGUUACCCCAACAAGUAGUCCUGAAAUGUUUACAGCAACUGAAGCUGGAACUUCAUCGGUCUCAAGCUCUGAUCCUGGAACUUCACCUUUUUUUGUUACCGAGACAAAUAGUGACCUGAAAAAGGACAUAUUGUUAGCCACUAAACAAGAUCAAGAUCUUGAUGAAUCCAGUUCAGACACGGAAAGUGAAAAUUUGUCCACAACCUCGUCAAGCUUAAGAUUCCAACCAUGGGUAGCAGAUGUUGUCAAUUCACGUUGUCAGUCAUCUCUUUCGGAAGAAAGCACUGAGAGAUUAAAUAACAGGUCACAGAAUUCUACAACAAAGGCUUUGCUAGAAAAAUUCUGUAAACUGGAUGAAGAAGCUGCCUUUUGUUCGCCAAACUACAGGUCUAAUUUGGAUUUCAGUGGAAAUGUGAGAGAAGCAAUUUCACUGUCUAGAAAUGGACCACUUGGACCUCCUCCCUUGUGUUCAAUUUGUCAACAUAAAGCCCCUGUAUUUGGAAAACCUCCUAGAUGGUUCACCUAUGCUGAGCUGGAGCUUGCUACUGGAGGUUUUUCACAAGCUAAUUUUUUGGCUGAAGGAGGAUAUGGAUCUGUUCAUAGGGGAGUCCUUUCAGAUGGCCAGGUAGUUGCAGUUAAGCAACACAAACUGGCUAGUUCUCAAGGGGACCAAGAAUUCUGCUCUGAAGUUGAAGUACUUAGCUGUGCUCAGCACCGUAAUGUUGUUAUGUUGAUUGGAUUCUGUAUUGAGGAUGGCAGAAGGCUUCUAGUUUAUGAAUACAUCUGCAAUGGAUCUUUGGAUUCUCAUCUUUAUGGACGACAUCAUGAUCCUUUAGAGUGGUCUGCUCGGCAGAAAAUUGCUGUGGGAGCUGCAAGAGGGCUAAGAUAUCUUCAUGAAGAGUGCAGAGUAGGUUGCAUUGUUCACCGAGAUAUGCGGCCAAACAACAUUCUCCUUACUCACGACUUUGAACCACUGGUUGGAGAUUUUGGUCUGGCUAGAUGGCAACCUGAUGGAGACACAGGUGUUGAAACUAGAGUAAUUGGAACAUUUGGGUACUUGGCUCCUGAAUAUGCUCAAAGUGGUCAAAUCACUGAUAAGGCUGAUGUUUACUCAUUUGGAGUGGUGUUAGUGGAGCUAGUCACUGGUAGAAAAGCAGUGGAUCUUAACAGGCCCAAGGGCCAGCAGUGUCUCACGGAAUGGGCACGUCCACUGUUGGAUGAAUAUGCGAUUGAUGAACUUGUCGAUCCUCGUCUAGGAAACCAAUAUUCAGAACAUGAGGUUUACUGCAUGUUGCAUGCUGCAUCUAUGUGCAUAAGGCGUGAUCCUCAUACGAGACCUCGCAUGUCACAGGUGCUUCGGAUGCUGGAGGGCGACAUAAUUAUGGACCCAUCUCAGAUGUCAGCACCAGGAUAUGAUGUUGGCAGCCGGAGUGGAAGAAUUUGGGCACCUCAGUUUCAACAUCAACAAUAUAGUGGGCCAAUUAUGAAGGAGACAUUGGAGGGAAUAAGUGCAAAGCUCUCACUGGAAGAGAGAAGACCUGCUUUCUAGGAGAGGGAUAAAACAAGAACUCCAUUUGAAGAAUACUUCCUGCGACAAGCUUUGUAAAUUGCUUCCUGCGACAAGCUAUGAUUUCAAUGCAAAUAGAUACUUCCAUUUUUUGUUCUUGCGGAAUCCAAUCAAAGCAAUGCUAUCUAGAUUUUGACUUUUGUACAGAAGCAAGUUAGCAGUCUUGAAGUUUUGUAAUCAAAAUGGAUCUUAAAAAUGAUUGAAGAUCAAAAGAUGAGAACUACUAUGCCUACAUAUUCUCCAGUCAGGAAGUUGUCUAGCG